CUGGGCAACUGGACUUCGAUCCCUAUAAGGGUCCGUGGAAGCAGGUAACAAUGCUCCACCCAACGCCUGUCCUCGCUCCCACUGCGUGGUUAUCGAAAGCAUGGCUCCUACCGUUUACUCAUGGCGAAGCCAUUGGCGACUGUUCCUGGCCAUUGGAGUCAUGAUUCUGUCGCCUUUUCAGUACGGAAUCGACUUUGGAAUGAUUGGUGGCCUUCAGGCCAUGGUGCCUUUCCUCAAGAUAUACGGUUACCAAUGUCCACGAGCGAAGUGCCCAACAGGAUGGAAUAUCCAGACUGAACGACAGCAACUUAUCUCGUCUCUUAUGACCUUGGGUGCUUUCAUCAGCUCUGCUUGUGCCGGUUUAGCAGCCCACAAGCUGGGUCGGCGACAAUGUCUCUGGGUGGCCUGUCUCACCUGCGCUGUCGCGAACAUCAUCAUGAUGACCACUACGUCCAUUGCGCCCCUUUAUGUGGGCCGCCUGAUCAUCGGGUUUGCCAAUGGAUACUUCAUGACGUUUUCCCAACUCUACAUUCAGGAGAGCAGCACGGCAGAGUAUCGUGGUCUGUUCUUGACGGGAUUCCAAUUCUUCACUGCAUUUGGUACCUUGAUUGGCACUAUCGUCGACUGGGCCACAGCCCGAAGGCCAGACAAGUCAGCCUACCUCAUCCCUCUCGGCCUCAUCUAUGCCGUUCCGCUCAUCUUGAGCAUUGCUAUGCUGUUCAUUCCCGAGUCGCCGCGAUGGCUCAUUUUGCAAGGAAGAUAUGAUGAAGGCAAGAAGGCUCUUGCAUGGCUGAGACCCGAAGGUUAUGACGUUGAUGCCGAAGCGAGUGACAUCCACGCUGCCAUCGAACGGGAAAAGGAGACAAGUUCAGGUGUGGGUGUGAUUGACAUGUUCAAGAACCCCGUGGAUAGACGAAGGACUUGCCUUGCUGUGGGUGCCGUGUCUCUCCAGGCUGCCUCCGGUGCUAUGUUCCUCAUUGCGUACAAGCAAUACUUCCUUACGAUGGCGAAGGUCACCAAUCCCUUUGGUAUGAGUAACGUCCUCAGCUGUAUCGGCAUCAUCGCCAUCAUCGCCAACUCUCUUAUCAUCGUGAGGUUCGGCCGUCGUCGCGUGCUCCUCAUGACCGGUCUCCUCGUUUGCGGCUGUCUUCAACUCAUCAUCGCGAGCGUAUAUCACCGCCAACCCGGCACCAAGUCGACAGGUAUGGUCAUCGUCGCCCUCUCAUGUCUCUACAUGUUCAGCUACAACGGCAUGAUUGCGACAUAUGCCUGGCUCGCGGGCGGCGAAAUCCCUACUCAGCGACUCCGCUCGCAUACGUUUGGUCUUGCUGCGGCUGUGGGCUUCGCGGGCGCAUGGCUCACUACAUUCACUGCACCGUACUUCAUCAACCCCGCUUCUAUGGGAUGGGGCGCAAGAUACGGAUAUAUCUGGGCCCCGUCAUGCUGCAUUGCCGCCGCUUGGGUGUUCUUCUUCCUCCCCGAAGUCAAGAACCGAACCCUGGAAGAGAUCGACGAGAUGUUUGAGGCUAGGCUGCCGGCCAGGAAGUUUGCCGCAUACAAGUGUGUUGGCGUCUUGGCUACCGUGGAUGAGAGUGCUCGCAAGAGCAUCGAGCAUGAGAAGGAUAUUGAGGUUGUGAAGAAUGAGAAGGUUAUGGCUGAGACUGUGAUUUCCAAGGAAUAGGCUGAACUAGUAGUAUUCACGGCUCAGUUGGCCGGCGACGGUGCGGGUAAUUGGAGAGAAUUGGAAUGUCGCUGGAGCCAACUUUGG
Messenger RNA from Westerdykella ornata, 1768 nucleotides. Its product is annotated as general substrate transporter. Gene Ontology annotation, molecular function: carbohydrate:proton symporter activity. The transcript has 4 exons. Lineage: Eukaryota; Fungi; Ascomycota; Dothideomycetes; Pleosporales; Sporormiaceae. Bases 101 to 1681 code for a protein of 526 amino acids. Gene Ontology annotation, cellular component: membrane. Gene Ontology annotation, biological process: carbohydrate transport; transmembrane transport. The record is from RefSeq and is a predicted model, not a curated record.